GUUUUCAAAAUGUAUUGGUACUAUCCACAUUUGCAUGAGUAGAAAACCGCUUUUUUUUUUUGCAGGACGUAAAUGUAACCAAUGAUUAGAAAAUCCUCUCAAAAAAAUAAAAUCAAAAGCACUUUUGACUCUUGUGUGCUUCCUCUUCCAAUUUGUGUUUGUCACUGCUGCUGCUUUCAAUCGUAGACAAGACGAUCCUGAUGAUGCCAACAAGCAAGGUAUGGGUGGCGGCUUUGGUGGUGGAAACGGUGGUGGAAACAGUGGUGGAAACGGUGGAGUCCACUUUAACCCAGAAAUAAUCGAAAUUGAGUACCAACCUGAAUAUCCAGUGUCAACAACAGAGUCUUUUUCUGCUGCAGUAGGAUAUGAAAGUGAAGAAGAAGAUGACACGAUAGGAUCGUUGAUUGUACAAAUAAAAAAUCAUCUUGGACUACAAAUACCAAACAUACGGUCUUAUCUUGAACUCCCUCCAACACAAUCCAAAGAAAAAGGCAGAGCAAUGACAGUGCGUGAUGAGUCAAAAGCCGCAGCAACUUCGGAACCAGAAGCGUUAAUAUGUUUAGUGGCUUCUGUGAUAAAGACUUUUGUCUCAUUUACAGCCACUUGGUUAUUAUGGAAAAGCUUAUCGCCAUUAUCUUGGUUGUAUCAAUACAAGAACGGGGUCACUGCUGGACAGUCAAAAACAAUUUUGAAGAAAAAAUAA
Messenger RNA from Mucor mucedo, 703 nucleotides. RefSeq lists its product as uncharacterized. NCBI's taxonomy places the organism in Eukaryota, Fungi, Mucoromycota, Mucoromycetes, Mucorales, Mucoraceae. Bases 221 to 703 code for a protein of 160 amino acids. The transcript has 3 exons. The record is from RefSeq and is a predicted model, not a curated record.